GUUUGGUAGAAAGUGGCAAUCGGGAUGGUUGUGAAUCUAUGCCCGUUGUGGUCAUGCUCGAAUAUAACCUGUUGUUCAUCUGGCUUCUACAUUCAUUCGUAACAGAUAAUAGACUUAACAUACAAGUAUACUGUUAUUAACGCUUAGCUAACCGCAGUCAUGGGUCGGGCUAGUUUAACCCACGGAUCUGCUUCAGCUCAGGGUAGCGCCAAGAAAAACGGAGGUGGCGGCAAAUACACCUGGGGCAAUCUGGGUGAUGAGUAUCUCGGUAUUCCCGAGAGUGACAAAGGAGACCCCAACCACUCGGACGGUGACGCCAGUGUGCACACCACAUCCGAGUAUCGCAUGGAUGAAGGUCACCACACAUCGUAUCUGCCCAAUGACUUCCGCGAAGAUGUCGAGCCCAUUAUUAAGGAGUACUUCAACUCCGGUGAUUCCGGUGAUGUGCUGGAAAGUCUGCAGAAACUCGGCGAAGGGGAAUUCAUCACAGCGGGCCUUCUAACGGGCCUUUCACUGGCCAUGGAACGGCACCGCGCUGAGCGAGAGCUCAUAAGUUGUUUGAUCACCGACUUCGUCUUCGAACACAAGGUGGCGAACUCGGCCAUGAUCGCGGAAACCUUCCAGGCUAUGCUCUACAACAUCGACGAGUUGGCGACUGACAUCCCAGAGGUUGCCACUUUCUUGGGUCGCUUUAUCGCGCGCGCAGUAGCCGAUGAUGUCAUUGCUCCUGCGUUUGUCACAUCCAACCGAGUUCAAGAUGAUGCUGUACGUGCCGAUGAGGCCCUGAGUAUCGCCCACAAGUUCCUCAACAUGAAGCACGGAUACUCGCGCUUGGAGAAUGUGUGGGGAGUGGACGGUGCCCGUCGACCCAUUGCAUAUCUGCGUGAGAAGAUGCACGAUCUGCUCGAGGAGUAUGUGCUAUCCAGCGAUGUCGACGACCUCGAGAAGUCGCUCAAGGAACUAUCCGUACCGCACUUCAAUCACGAGUUAGUGUACCAAACCAUUGUGUAUAGUAUCGAGGCCAAGCCCGACACCCGCAGCGUGGUGAUGGAGAAGAUGUCCAAGGUGAUUGGUCGUCUGGAGAACGACGGGUUCCUAUCGGAUGAUCAGAUUAACAUGGGUCUGACUCGCGCGUUUGCGGAUCUCGAGGAUCUGUGCCUGGAUGUGCCGGAUGGUAAGCAGGUAUUCCAAGAGCUUACGUCACUGGCAGUACAGGACAAGUGGGCCACUGAUGUGACGGUGGAGAUGGCCAGACGCAGGUCGUCGAGUACGCUGGUGGCUCAGGCCUAAGGUGUGUAUGCCUGUAUGGGAACGAAUGAAUGUGCAAACGACGAUUUCCUCUAUGGUUUUUGGUAGGGUUGUGUGCCAAAAAUCAAACAAGGAGCACAGUUCAGUGAGUGAGAGAAAGUGAUGACAGGCCAGGGAAGAGCCGUUUCUAGGGUGGGUAUAAUAAUACACGCACACUCUCCGUUCAUGACCACUUUGCGCACAUCCAAUUACCAGCUUCUUUCAACGGGUUGCACGAGGUCACUUGACCUUACCAACAAAUGUCAAGGCGGCCUACGAGUAUCUACCAGUAUAACAUAGUAACAUGACCAGACAAAAACAAGAUGAAAAGCAAUCGAAAGAGAAAGAACUGAAGACUUCCAGAUACCCUUGCGGAUAUGUAACAGCUUCAUACCAAAAAGAUUGGUAUGGUGUAUAGUGGAAGUGUGAUGAAGUGACUCUGCGAACGAGGCCGAGAUAGCUUCUUGGCAGAUAGUAUGAAUAAAGCACAAUCGAUUUUG
Messenger RNA from Sphaeroforma arctica JP610, 1787 nucleotides. RefSeq lists its product as hypothetical. The record is from RefSeq and is a predicted model, not a curated record. Gene Ontology annotation, biological process: negative regulation of DNA-templated transcription. The transcript is spliced from 5 exons. The coding region runs from base 160 to 1290 and encodes 376 amino acids. NCBI's taxonomy places the organism in Eukaryota, Ichthyosporea, Ichthyophonida.